GGUUCCCAUGUUAAAUUAUUUAAUCUGCAGCCAAUAGGAGAGUAUAGAAAAAAAAAGACUGCGUUUCAACUCAGCCAAUAAGCACAUAGAUCGAUGUCACGUGUCCAAUGCGGGAUCGUAUGGAACUGGAGGUUGCUACUAUUAGCAACUAUCCAAUGAGCAUCUGACACAUUUAAAACACGAGAAACCUGCAGUCACCAUGGUAUCGGCGUCCUGAAAGCCGUUUCCGGCGGAAGAAAGGAUAUGGUGUGGACGGAGGGAGGAAGAGCGAAGAAAUUGCAGAAAUCCAUCGAUUAACACGUGACCUCGGGGCAUGUGAAGUAAGAAUGAGGUCAUACAGAAAACUGGGAAGGUGGAGAACAGAAUUAACUGACUUCCCGAGAAGCAAAGCAGGAAGGAGAGGGGUAGUUCAACUCAUUUGUGAAGGAAGCACUGAUUACAGAGGAAGUAUAAUAACACAUUUCUAGGAAAGGAAAGAGACAAAAAAAGUGCAGAGAAGAAUCAUAGUUUGAAAUGUGCUAGCUGUGAGAUCGGCAAAAGAAGACUAGAAGUCACUUGGAGAGCAACAGGUGCCUAGAUGUAACUUUUAUUCCAGGUAUCAUAUUUAUCUGCUAAUCCUGCUGGAUGAUCCAUUUAAUGGCCGCGGUGGUCUCUUGCUUUGGCCUGCAUCUCUUUAAUUGAAAAAAACAAGAACCUUGACCUGUUUUCUUUUCAGCUUCAGAAGUGCAAUACUUAAGUCUCUAAACCCCCAAUCACUUUCCAUACUGGAUCAGGGACCCCCCAGGGGAAUGCCGCGCAAGGUCAGCGUGGCGGCCUGGGGGGCAGCCCUCUUUAUCUCAUGGAAUGCUAUUCUACUCCUCUACCUCAUGAGCAGGUCUCGUGGCACUGAUCAUUCUGAUCUUACUGCUCAUGUUAUCCAGUUGGCUGAAGAAGCAGAAGCUGAACUUGAAAAACAGAAGGGAUUACUUCAACAAAUACACUAUUAUAGUGGCCUACUUAACCAUCAGCAGCCUCCUUCACAUGUAAGGCCUGAACCUAUAACACCUAAUAUGUCAUUCCCUUCUCCAUCUCCUGUGGGAUCUGGUCCUCUCCCUUUGGUUAUUCCAAUACUAGUGGUGGCAUGUGACCGCCCCUCUGUGAGGAGAUGCCUGGAUUCAUUGUUAAAAUACCGACCCUCGGCAGAAAAUUUUCCCAUUAUAGUGAGCCAAGACUGUGGUCAUGAGGAGACUUCAAAGAUCAUAGACUCCUAUGGAGAUGCCGUAACUCAUAUCAAACAACCUGAUCUCUCGGAGGUGGCUGUCCCACCAGAACACCGGAAGUUUCAAGGCUAUUAUAAAAUUUCCCGCCAUUACAGGUGGGCACUCAACCAGAUUUUCAAAACCAUGGGUUACAAAGCAGCCAUUGUGGUCGAAGAUGACCUGGAGGUGGCUCCAGAUUUUUAUGAGUAUUUUCAGACAACUAUCUCCCUUCUGCAAAAGGACCGUAUGCUAUGGUGUGUCUCAGCCUGGAAUGACAAUGGCAAGGAAGCUUUGAUUGAUCCUGGGGGUAGUUCCCUUCUUUACCGCUCAGACUUCUUUCCUGGACUUGGCUGGUUGCUACUCCAGGAGCUGUGGGAGGAGCUUGAACCUAAAUGGCCCUCAGCAUUCUGGGAUGACUGGGUUAGGCGUCCUGAACAAAGGUUGGGUAGAGCUUGUGUAAGACCAGAGCUGUCUCGCACACGGACCUUUGGGAGAAAAGGUGUUAGCCAAGGACAAUUUUUUGAUCAGCACCUACGAUUCAUCAAACUUAAUCAGGACCCAGUGGCCUUCACUAAGAUGGACCUCUCCUACCUUUUGAAAGAUACUUAUGAUCCUUGGUUCCGUAAGCAGGUUUAUGGGGCACCCAAAGCCCGGGCAGAGGAGGUGCUACACGGGCAAGUGCCCGGGGGCAGGACGGUAAGAGUGGAGUAUACAACUAAAGACACUUUUAAGGCUAUGGCCAGGGCCUUUGGCGUGAUGGAGGACUUAAAGUCUGGGGUGGCGAGAGCGGCUUACAAAGGAGUUGUGUCCUUUACUCACAGAGGGAGAAGGGUGUUCUUGGCUCCUCCCAAAGACUGGGCAGGCUAUGACCCAUCGUGGACCUAAAUGGAUCUCUUUUUUUCCAAAUAGUGGGGACGAGACUUUAUUUUAAUAAGCAAAGCAAGGGUAAUUAUAUGGAGAAAUAAGGAGUAAUUAUGGCUUUUAUACAAAAGAAAUUUUGUUCCAAUGGUGCUGUAUUAAGUAUUGUCUAAAAACAGAGAUAAGCACUCAAAACAAAAAUGAUAAAGUAAUAGAGCUUUUCUUUGUAAGAGAUCUUAGGACACCAAAAUAUGUGCUAGCAACAUUGAAUGAUUUCAGCCAAAAUUUUUUUUGCAGCAGAAGGCUUUUCCCCGUUUUAAUGGUAUUGCCUAAAUAAAGUGACCUUUAUUGCCACACUGAGUUUGUGUCUUCUCCUCCAGCUAAAAGGUCUUUAUACGGAAUGGCUGUCUUGUUGUUUAUGAUGUGUUGAAAAGUUAUAUAAUGUAUGUGCUGACCAUGUAUCUGUUUACAUGCCACGCUAUAUGAUUGUGCUCCCUGGGGUAGCAUUUAUAGUUCAUCCUAUGCAAUUUGUAAGUUCACAUCUUGUAUUUGCACAUUCUGCUAUGGAAUAAAUGUAAUCAUGAAGAACUGGCCAUGGGUACUGUCUGCCUGAGUGUGCAAUCCUAUCCUGAAUUUCUGUGGUUAGUUCUCCAGGUGCAGUUUCUGCAGUCCUGUUUAGUGAUCUGAAUUGCAGGUCAUAUAUCACUCCAGAGGCUACAGAGUGCCUCCCUGAAUACAGAAUAUUUGGUUCACAUAAGGACUGUUCAUUUUUAUGUAUCUUUUAAUGUAAAGCCCGCUUACAUGUGCAGUGUGGAAAACAUAUGUGCCAAAAAGAUGGUGAUGUCCGUUCGACAAAUAUACUUACUUUACUAUAUACUAUACUUCUUUUUGGCUGGUUACCCUGGAAACUGCCUUAAAGUGGACCCAUCACUUAGACAUAAAAAGCUGUAUAAUAAAAGUCCUUUUCAAAUUAAA
This is a messenger RNA of Xenopus laevis (African clawed frog), 3071 nucleotides long. It is a transcript of the gene mgat1.L, whose product is annotated as mannosyl (alpha-1,3-)-glycoprotein beta-1,2-N-acetylglucosaminyltransferase L homeolog. Gene Ontology annotation, molecular function: manganese ion binding; alpha-1,3-mannosylglycoprotein 2-beta-N-acetylglucosaminyltransferase activity; acetylglucosaminyltransferase activity. The record is from RefSeq and is a predicted model, not a curated record. NCBI's taxonomy places the organism in Eukaryota, Metazoa, Chordata, Amphibia, Anura, Pipidae. Gene Ontology annotation, biological process: protein N-linked glycosylation; glycoprotein biosynthetic process. Gene Ontology annotation, cellular component: Golgi membrane; perinuclear region of cytoplasm; Golgi apparatus. The coding region runs from base 789 to 2123 and encodes 444 amino acids. The transcript has 5 exons.